GUCUUUUUUAAAAAAACCUCUCUGUUCCCUCCUCGCAGGGGUGCCGCUAGUAAUAAGCGCUGGAGGGGGGUUAUAAAGGCAGGGCUGGAGGCAAGUGUCAUGCGGGCUGUUGGACCGGCCAUCGAGCGGCGAGGAGGCGUCGCGGGCUGAAGGGCGGCUUUAUUUCAUCUCCCUCUUGCUUUGCUGUUGCUGCUGAUCUGGAAUGCUGCUGGGGAGAUUGCAGCCGAGCUGAUCGAGAGCGGCGAAAGCGGGGGACGCGGGGAGCCGGGGGAAGGGCCGGCCGGCAAGGCGAUGAAGCGCCGAAAGCUGGCGGUGGCAGCCGGCUUCUGCCUCUCCUUCUUGCUGGGCACGUUGCUGAACGUCUUGUUCAUCCCGGCCUUCGAUCCGCAGCACCAGCAAUCGGCGGGCGUCACGCACUCGCUGGCGGGCUCGCCUUCGGACGUGUCGGGGGAGGCUGAGCACAGCAGCAGCCGCCGCCGCUGGGACUUGGCGCAGCAGAUCCGCGAGCGCUACGAGGAGGUGCUGCGGUACCAGCGGCGGCAGCAGCAGCAUCGGGCGGCGGCGGCUCCCGGGGCGAGGCUGCUAAUGAGACCCUCGGAGCGGCGGCUGAUGGACCUCGCUCCUCGGCGGCUCGCCCCGUCCUCCUCCUCCGAGCGGAGCCCAGCCAGAUCGAAGGCGCCUCUGGGCACCCCCUGGGCGCCCAGCACCAAACUGGAGCUACCUCUUGGCCCGCUCCGGCUGGGAUGCCGGGACAUCAGCAAUGUGAGCGACGUGCAUUACCUGGGCUCCGGCUACACCAAGGCCGUCUACAAAGCCGUGCUCAACAGGAGCCUGGCGGUGGCCCUGAAGUCGGUCGAUUUCGGCGGCCACGACAUCGACCACUGCGUGAAGGUCUACGGGGCGCUGGAAGACUGCUACCGACUGGCCUCCUAUAAGAUCAUCAAGGAGAUGGUCCUGCUGGAGAGGCUGCGGCACCCCCACGUCCUCCAGCUUUAUGGCUACUGUUACCAGGAUAGUAAUGACAUCUCAGACACAUUGACCACCAUCACUGAACUAGGCUCACCGUUGGAGAUGAUACAGCUUUUACAAACCUCCUGGGAGGACAGAUUUCGAAUAUGCUUCAGCUUAGUUCGGCUUCUGCAUUACCUGGCCCACUCUCCCCUUGGCUCUGUGACGCUGUUGGAUUUCCGACCUCGUCAGUUUGUGAUUGUGGAUGGAGAGCUCAAAGUGACUGAUCUGGAUGAUGCCAGCACUGAGGAGACAUCUUGUACUAGCAACAGAGACUGUUUCAUGGAGUUUCCAGCAAGAAACUUCACUUUGCCUUGCUCUGUUGAAGGCAAAUGUCAGAGCAUGAAUGAGAAGAGGAAUCUCUACAAUGCAUACAGGUUUUUCUUUACAUAUCUUCUGCCACAUAGUGCCCCUGCAUCCCUGAGACCGUUACUGGAUGCGAUAGUCAAUGCUACAGGAGAGCUUCACUGGGGAAUAGACACAACCACUGCUCACUUAGAAAGAGUUUUGCAUUUAUACAAGAGUGGCCUCUACCUUGAGAACACGACAAGGACUCCCAAAUCUGACUACAAAAGGAUGCCUGAAACCACUAUCGUCAAUGACGAUUACAGGUGUUGGCCAUCCUAUCAUCACAAGGGAUGUCUUCUCUCUGUGUUUGACGUUACUGAGGCCAUGGAAGUCUGCGAGAGCCAUUCCCAGUGCAGAGCUUUUGUUCUGACCAACCAAACAACAUGGACAGGUCGGCAGCUUGUCUACUUCAAGAUGGGAUCCACUGUCAUUAUGUCUGACCAUGACAAGACAACAUAUGUGAAAGUGGUGAACUGAAAGAGAAAGCGACCGACAGUUCAGUCCUGUACAAGUUUACUCAGAAGUAACUCCAAUGAAGUUCGAUCGGGCGUACUCCCCAGGAUGUGUGUGUAGGAUUGCAGCCCUAGUCCAGCUAUUAAAUAAUGGUGGCAGUUUGCGUAUAUGGUGGCAGUUGGAUCCAAGGAAACUGAGAAUGGAGAGGGUAUUGCACUAAUUCUCAUGUAUGGAGUGUGAAACCAAACUUUAAAGAAGAGACCUGUAUGACCAGGACGAAUGUGCAAUAGGAUGACAUUUUUAAAAUGUGAUUUUUUGAAAAAGAAGCAGAAUGAAAUCCAAAAUGUGAUACACUGUGUGGCUAUCCAUAGGUUGUUAGAAAGCAAAGGUCAGCCUUAGGUUGCUUUUCCUGUUAAGAUUAUAAAUGUUAAGGGUUUUUUUGCAUAGGAUUGGGCCGGAAAUUCUUCUUUUUCCUAGGAAGUUUGACAGCUCUGCUCAAAUACUAAUUUAUGUGGGCAAGUACAAUCACAGCAGCAUUGAAAAAUCUCAUGAGUUCCAAAGCUAAAGGUCAAACCUCUUGGAAGACAAUCAACACUCAUGUUUUGUUGUACCAAAUAUACAUGGCCAAAAAUUGAUAUGUUCCUUGUCCAGUGAGUUAAUAUAGAAUUGACAGAUUCAAUGUGUAGCAAACUUUCCAUUUACUGUAAACUAGCACAACACCCAUCACUGUAAUGAAUGGCGAGUGGUAUAUUGCUGAGACCUCGGGUUGGCUCACUGAGUCAAACAAUUCUAUAUGGCACCUAUCAUAAUAAGUAUGCAUCAACAGAGCCAUUAAUAAGAAGGGACAGCACAAUUUUCCAGGUGUAUCUCACAGCAGAAGGUUACACAGUUAUUUUACUGAUUCUUUGAAACUGCUGCUUUCAAGCUUUAGGAACAAAUGACCUUAGCAGCAGCAGAUGAACCCAAGCCUUAAUAAUGCAACAGAAACAGCAAAACCUUUUACAGGUGAUGUGUGUCUAGAUAAUAUGCUUUCAGUGAAAGCAAGUGAGAAUAUGUUGAAAGUGACAAUUGUCAUAAUGUUUUCUAGUUUGUACAUUCAGAAACUUUUGUACUUUUGUUUUUAAAUUUAUUUUUGUAAGAAAAUAAAAUCAAAUGGAUGAACUUGUU
Molecule: messenger RNA, 2976 nt
Organism: Eublepharis macularius
Lineage: Eukaryota; Metazoa; Chordata; Lepidosauria; Squamata; Eublepharidae
Gene: PKDCC
Product: protein kinase domain containing, cytoplasmic
Exons: 7
Coding region: 292-1833 (513 amino acids)
Biological process (GO): protein phosphorylation
Molecular function (GO): ATP binding; non-membrane spanning protein tyrosine kinase activity
Source: RefSeq, a predicted model, not a curated record